GGCGGCCAAGUCCCUUUUGGGAGAUGUAGUUCCUCAAACGCGGUCGCCUCUUCUGUCGACCUGCGGACUCGAUUUCCCAGAGGGCCGAGUGCGGCGCAAGAUGGAGGUGGCAGGCCUGCUGAGAUCUGUCGCGGUGACGUCCCCGGCCGUGCAUAGGAGACGAAUUUGCCACCUACAGAUGAGCUGCCGAGCAGAGCUGUGCUGGCCACAGUCCUGGGACUGGCACCACUGAGGACCCUAGCUGUGAUUUGCCCACCCACGCCCCAGGUGGAGCGUUGCCUGGGGACACAUGGCUGAGGCGGGGGCAGGCGAGCAUCCCCCUGGCUUGGAGGUCGAGCAGGGAACAGAGUGUGACCCCCUGGCUUCCGACACCAUCUCUCUCAGCGACACGGACUCCGACCUCAGCCUGCCUGGUGGUGCUGAGGUGGAAGCUCUGUCCCCUGAGGGGCUUUCUGGGGAGGCCCAGUGGGACUCAGGCCCUGAUGAGCCCCUCUUGCCGCCAGAGGGCCUGCCCACAGCUGCCGUGCAGCCAUUCCAUCUUCGAGGCACAAAUCCUACAUUCUCCCAGCGCAGCCACAACAUCUUUGACUGCUUGGAGGGGGCAGUCAGGCGGGCUUCACCCUCUGUGUCCCACUCCAGCCUGGGUGACAGUGGGGGCUUUAAGCGGCCACUGGUGCCCUCAAGCCAGCCUCUAGCGGGGGGCCAGGCUAGGGGCAGUCAGAGUCCUGCCUCCCUGAGGGUGCCCCCCGUCCCUGACUAUGUGGCCCACCCUGAGCGCUGGACCAAAUACAGCCUGGGAAAUGUGCCUGAGGCCAGCGAGCAGAGCAACAGGGCUACUGCCCUGGCCUUUCUGAGCCCCCGGGGUCUGGCCGCCCCCAGUGACUGCACGCCCUCCUUCAACCAGAACCCCUCCAGCUGCGGGGAGGGGAGAGUCGUCUUCACCAGGCCGGCCCGAGCCAGCGGGGCCAGGCCCGAGAGGAAGAGAGCCCCAAGGAGGGUGGGAGAGCCAGGCCUGGGCGCCCCUGGGGACCAGGAGGUAGUGGAGGCCGAGGGUCCCGCGGAGCCGGCCCGCCCGGCCGGGCCCGGGCGCUCAGAGGCUGAGGAGGGGGCCGCCCACACCGGGCCAGCAGCGAGCCCCCCAGCGGUGGAGACUGUCGGCUUCCGAGGCAGCAAGAGGAGGAGGACAGGCCACUUCCGGCGCGGGAGCAGCGCACCGGCGGCCCCCGGGGCGGGGGUCUGAGGCGGGGCUGCCCGCCGGCCUUCCGGGCCGGGGCCACUGCGCAUCUGCCUUGGGAAAGGAGCCCGCGGGCUGCCCGUCGGUGGAGCAGAGACCUGGCCGGGGUGGGGCUGCCCGUCGGUGGAGCCAGUGACCUGGCCGGCGUGGGGCUGCCCGUCGGUGGAGCAGAGACCUGGCCCGCCAGGCGCUUGUGGGGUGACAGUAAAGGCCUUGAGUGUU
Messenger RNA from Manis javanica (Malayan pangolin), 1456 nucleotides. It is a transcript of the gene TSSC4, whose product is annotated as tumor suppressing subtransferable candidate 4. The record is from RefSeq and is a predicted model, not a curated record. NCBI's taxonomy places the organism in Eukaryota, Metazoa, Chordata, Mammalia, Pholidota, Manidae.